Messenger RNA from Triticum turgidum subsp. durum (durum wheat), 306 nucleotides. Lineage: Eukaryota; Viridiplantae; Streptophyta; Magnoliopsida; Poales; Poaceae. The record is from the annotation of a GenBank genome assembly.
AUGGGGCCAAAACAGUGGAAGAAGAUCAAGAAGAAAUCUCCUUCAGCUGACAAGGAGAGUUGCAGGGCGCUCAAACUGUUGGCUGGAGCAAGAGAGGUCGUUGCUUCAAUGCUUCAGUCAUCCACGCCUUCCCUACUGAAGCAAAUUGUCAUGCCGAGUUAUAACAAGUGGUAUCUUGUCUCCAAGAAGUUCCCCAAGAAAAGACUUCCAUGCAACAAGGAGCAAUUACUGAAACUGGAGUUUCGAGGGCAGUGCUUAGACUUUGUUGAGCAGAUUGAUCCCGAGCAGAGUUUCUUUUCUGAAUGA